This is a messenger RNA of Mugil cephalus (flathead mullet), 1148 nucleotides long. RefSeq names its product sesquipedalian-1-like. Gene Ontology annotation, cellular component: early endosome; recycling endosome; trans-Golgi network. The record is from RefSeq and is a predicted model, not a curated record. Gene Ontology annotation, biological process: endosome organization; retrograde transport, endosome to Golgi; receptor recycling. The transcript is spliced from 4 exons. Lineage: Eukaryota; Metazoa; Chordata; Actinopteri; Mugiliformes; Mugilidae. The coding region runs from base 157 to 957 and encodes 266 amino acids.
CGUGGAGCUGCCUUCACCUACCUACCACCUUACCAGGAAGCGACUAGUAACACCAGUAACACAAGAAACACACACACACACGCACACCCCGCGGAGGAAACGGCAACAUUAGGACACUGCAGAAAGAUUCUGUUCUGAGCAGCCUGAGAUGUUGAAAUGAAGAUUCAUGAAAAGAUUGUCACCUAUUUUGAAUCUUGCAACUCACCUGUGGACAAAGAAGGGUACCUCUACAAGAAGGGUGAGAUAAAGACUUCCUAUCAGAAGCGCUGGUUCGUGCUGAAGGGAAACCUCCUCUUCUACAAGGACCGGCCGACUGACCGGGACGUGAUCGGGGUGAUCGUUCUGGAGGGCUGCACCGUCCAGCUGUGCGAGUCCGAGGAGCAGUUCGCCUUCUCCCUGGUGUGGAGCGAGCAGGGGCUGAGGACGUACAAGUUUGCCGCGGAGGACGAGGCCACUCAGGAGAACUGGAUCAAAGCCCUGCUGUCGGCCAACCACAGCUACCUGGCCCUGCUGGUGCUGGAGAUGGAGAAAAAGUACAGAGAUGCCUUAGCUUCCUCGGGUGAACCAGCCAAAACCUUCACCAUGCCAAACUUCAACACGUCCGAAGUGGACUACGCGUCAUCGGCCUAUCCGGCCGGGCGCUCCUCAACUCUCUCUUCCUACCCGCCCGGUGCGGGCUCGGGUGUGCUGCUUCCGAACCCGGCCGCGUCGUCGUCCAAGGGGGCCAGCAGGAAGUCGCCCAAGCUCUGGCCCAAGAGGAGCGCCAACACGUUGCCCGUCGGCGCCCCGGCCCUGGCCUGUGAGGACUGGUCAGGGUUGAGCUUCAGCGCCGCGGAGGAUUUUUGUAAGAUCCACGAGGAUUACGGAAAGGAGGUGAAGGAACUGAUUGCCGAGUGGGCGAGGAGGGGGCGAGGCGGGGACGUUGUCCCGGAGGAAAACUUGAUAGAUUUUGGGUGAUUCGUUUGAAGUUCAGUCGGAUUUUGUUGCGUUUAAAUAACAAAUUUUAUUGCAUAGUCACGAUGUAAAUAUAUAUAUAUAUGUACUGGAAAAGAUAUUCUUAAGGUAUAUUUUUGUUGAGAAUACUGGAUUCUUUUUUUUUUUUUAACCUGCUGUGCCAUAGAUUAAUCAAUAAAUGAUCUAUGAUGGUC